Molecule: messenger RNA, 2606 nt
Organism: Cyprinodon tularosa
Lineage: Eukaryota; Metazoa; Chordata; Actinopteri; Cyprinodontiformes; Cyprinodontidae
Product: arylsulfatase I
Exons: 3
Coding region: 139-1872 (577 amino acids)
Source: RefSeq, a predicted model, not a curated record
CCAUCCGACUCAUCCUGAAAUUACAAAGAGGACUCAUGAAUGCACUUUCUGGAUGUGCAGUUUAUUUAAAAUUAGUUUUUAGAUGAAAUAAUUCUGUCAAAGUUACGUAAAUAAUUGAGAAAAUACCUAACUUCAGUAAUGCUCAGACUAUUUGAGGGCAUCAGGAAAGCAUUCCUCUCUGUUCUUUUCCUUGGGACCAGUAUAAUCUUGCUUGGAGGUGUUGGAUGCUUUUGUGAAUUAGAUGGCAAAGUGGAUACAGAGGAGAACGGUCAACCCAGACCCCCUCACCUUAUCUUCAUCAUGGUGGACGACCAAGGUUAUGGAGACAUUGGGUAUCACGGCUCAGACAUCCACACUCCUGCGCUGGACCGGCUUGCAGCAGAAGGUGUCAAAUUGGAAAACUAUUAUGUCCAGCCUAUCUGCUCACCCUCUCGUAGUCAGCUCAUGACAGGACGUUAUCAAAUUCACACUGGUCUCCAGCAUUCAGUCAUCCGACCUCGCCAGCCGCUCUGUUUACCUGCAGACAUUCCCACUCUACCUGAACGUCUGGCUGGUGCUGGAUACGCCACACACAUGGUUGGGAAAUGGCACCUGGGAUUCUCUAGGCCAGACUGCCUGCCCACACAACGUGGAUUUCAAAGUUUCCUUGGAACCCUGACAGGCAGUGGAGACCACUUCUCCUAUCAGAGCUGCGAUGGGGCUGAAGCUUGUGGAUUUGACUUGCAUGACGGGAACAGGCCUGCCUGGGAGAUGAGAGGCAACUACUCUACCCUGCUUUACAUUGAGAGAGUGAAGAAGAUUUUGCAGAACCACAACUCCAGCACACCGCUCUUCCUCUACUUGUCCCUCCAGGCUGCACAUACCCCCCUACAGGCACCAGACCUUUUCUUGCACCACUAUAAAACACACAGCAAUCGUCAAAGGCGUCACUAUGCAGCCAUGCUAAGCUGCUUGGAUGACGGGGUAGCACCGAUGGUAAAAGAGAUGAAGGCUAGUGGGCUUUAUCAAAACUCUGUGCUGAUCUACUCAUCUGAUAAUGGAGGACAGCCGCUAUCAGGCGGAAGCAACUGGCCACUUAGAGGAGGGAAAGGGACUUACUGGGAGGGCGGCAUCAGGGCUGUCGGGUUUGUCCAUAGUCCCCUUCUAAAGAGGAAAGGAAUUGUUAGUAAAGCACUGAUCCAUGUUUCUGACUGGUAUCCUACAUUGCUUAGGCUUGCAGGGGACCUGCAAUCCUACCAUGAUCUAGAUGGCCAUAACGUCUGGGGAAGCAUCAAUGAGGGCUUACCCUGCCCUCGUAAGGAAAUCCUUUUCAACAUCGAUCCUGUGUCAAGGAAACCUGGGGAGCCAUAUGACAAAGCAGUGGUACUCAAUGGGUUCGGGAUUUGGGACACCGCUGUUAGAGCCGCACUAAGAGUGGGUGACUGGAAGUUAUUGACAGGAAAUGUGGGUGAUGGAGACUGGAUACCACCACAGGCUCUUCCCGCUGGCCGAGAACGGUGGCAGAAAUUGGAGAAGCAACGUAAUAGGCUGGGGAAGUCAGUGUGGCUGUUUAACAUCAGUGCGGACCCGUACGAGAGGUUUGACCUUGCUGAGAUUCGACCAAGGGUGGUAAAACAUCUAUUGCUCAGGCUGGCAGAGUAUAACCACACAGCUGUAAUGGCAAAGAACCCACCAGAUGAUCCAAUGGCUGAUCCAGAACUACAUGGUGGAGUGUGGAGUCCCUGGCUGGGCCAAGAGAGCUGGAAAGAAGAUACAAGGGUUGAAGAAGGCAAAAAGGAAAAGACUGUAAAGUUUAAACAUUGUAAAUUAUGCAAAUUAAAAGCCCUCUUCAAAAAAGUGGGGUCACGUCUUGAAAGAAAAAACAUUUUCUAAAUGUUCUCUCAGGUUCAUAAAUGUUAUGCCUAGCAAAAGGAAUUUACACAAACUGAACUUUUUCACAUUUAUUCACAUGUAAACCACCAACCUAGCAAGUUCCUUCUAGUUUUAUGAGGUAAUUUUGGUCAAAGUUACAAUUACCAUUCAGCAAACCUAAAAUAAUAAACAGUUUAAGAUUUUUCACAGUAAUGAAAAGUUUGCUGUAUAUUUACUUUACUGUACAUAUAACCACCGUGACAAUUUGUGGGGGGAAAAACUGGCUAAUAGCACAUACAUAAUGUUUGUACUAAAUAAUUUAAAACAUGUAAAAAUUAAGUGUAAACAAAACACUCAUAAUUGAACAUUAAAAACAAAAUAAAAAAUAAAUAUCCCCUUUAGAGACCAAUAAAAACCAAUCAUAACAUGACAAGCAUAACAUAUUAAGCACCCUUGCAGAAAAAAUGUAAAUAAAAACUCUUGGCAGAGACAUAUGUAGCCUAUAUAGAGAUGUAGCAAGUAAUAUACCUAAAGUGCAGCAGGUGCCAGAGUAGUCUAUGAAAUCUUUUGAUGCUCUGUUUAGUUGCAUUAGUGUGGUUUGUGUUUGUCUGUGAAGGUGUGUGUUUCUAGGUGUGUAUAAAGGCAUGAUGCAGGGAUAGGUGUUUAACUCUACAGGCGCCAUUACCUUCACAGAUGGUAUUAAAAUAAAAAUGUAUUAAUUUUCCUUAGGAAGUAAUAAAAUGUAUUCUGCUCAA